AUGUUGACCGAGCUGUUAGUUGCAUGCAUGCUCGCAACGGCCGCUGCCCAAUCAGUAGGGCCUCGAAUUCUCGGCGGAACUUCUGCCGCAGCAGGCCAAUACGGCCACACCGUAGUCAUCCGAUUAAACCACAUGUCCAUGUGUGGCGGUUCCAUUUUGAACAACCGAUUCGUCCUCACAGCGGGCCACUGCUUCUACGAUUUUCGGUUAAAUGUAAACUAUAACUGUGUGACGACGUUUUUAGUGUUUCUUUCUAGAGGGAUGCCCGCUUCUAACUUCAGCAUCCAGUACGGCACUACAAAAAACUCCAUAGGCGCUAUGGCUCCCAACGUGAUUUUAGUCAAAAAAGUAAUCAUCCACCCGUACUACCAACCCGAAAACCCGAGAAAGAACGAUCUUUCAAUUCUAGAGCUUCAACAACCGAUUGUGUUUUCUCGGUGGGUGCAACCCGUGGUUUUGCCUGGAGUUUAUGACAGGACCCCCGCAGGUGCGGUGGCGGUGUUAACUGGAUGGGGGCGCACGUCUAAUAUUGGUCGCAUGGUGAUAGACCUACAGGCGGUGGAUAUCCGGGUGUACUCUGACGAGGAUUGCCAAAGAAUCCAUGGUACUGUGAAUAAUGAGAAUCACAUUUGCGCGGGUUCGCCCGAUGAGGGGAAAAUGCAAUGCAAAGGGGAUUCUGGGGGUCCCUUGAUUCUUGGGAAGGUACAAAUCGGGGUGGUGUCGUGGUCGAAGAAACCUUGUGGGCUUCCUGGGUAUCCUGGUGUGUUUGUUAAACUUUCGUCGUACGUGCUGUGGAUAAAGCACGUGAUUGGAGAUGACACAUCAACGAAUCAUUGUGGAAAUCCGCUUUUCCAAGAGUAUGGGUUGGAGAUCGCAGUGUUUGAACAGUCAUUGUCUUGGAGAAAAAACCUCAACUAA
Molecule: messenger RNA, 918 nt
Organism: Zophobas morio
Lineage: Eukaryota; Metazoa; Arthropoda; Insecta; Coleoptera; Tenebrionidae
Product: trypsin 3A1-like
Exons: 7
Coding region: 1-918 (305 amino acids)
Biological process (GO): proteolysis
Molecular function (GO): serine-type endopeptidase activity
Source: RefSeq, a predicted model, not a curated record